This is a messenger RNA of Triplophysa dalaica, 1683 nucleotides long. Its product is annotated as apolipophorins-like. Gene Ontology annotation, molecular function: lipid carrier activity. The record is from RefSeq and is a predicted model, not a curated record. The transcript is spliced from 12 exons. Gene Ontology annotation, biological process: lipid transport. NCBI's taxonomy places the organism in Eukaryota, Metazoa, Chordata, Actinopteri, Cypriniformes, Nemacheilidae. The coding region runs from base 1 to 1683 and encodes 560 amino acids.
AUGACAAGACACACGAAAACUCAGUCAGAGCUCCUCUUGGGUCUAGUGGUUCAGCUGAGGACCUUGUCGUCCCAGCAGUUGAGAGAACUGUGGAAUGAGGCCUCCUUCAAAUGUCGAGAUGACUGGCAGCCCCUGUUAGAAACACUAUCAGGGUGUGGAAGUGAGGCUUGCAUCCUAUUCACUACAGACCUCAUACUGAAGAAAGAAGUUGACCAGGAGCAAACUUUGGCUCUCCUCAAUACUAUCAUCUUGGCCCCCUACCCCACAUCAUCUAUGAUUAACCACACCAGUGCCCUGCUGCAGAUUCCUCUUAUUGGUCCAAAAGCACUGCUGGUUGUCUCUUCACUGGUCCACAGACUGUGUCAACAAAAUCAGACCCCUUGCAAUGAGAUUACAGAAGUCCAACAGUUUGUCCAUGUUCUGAAGCAAAGACUUGAGGGAGGAUGUGUAGUGGAUGACCAGUCAGAGAUCACAGAGUUGCUACAUGUGUUGAAAGCUGUAGAGAUCGCAGGAAUGGCAAAUCUCAUUCCAUCACUGAGCCGCUGUGUACAAGAUCAUACUGUGUUGUUGGAGCUUCGGCUGGCUUCUGUACGAGCAUUCAGGAGAAUACCAUGCCAUAUGGAUAGGAAAGUCCUUGCUUGGGCAUUUCAGAGACAAGAUGAAAAUGUGGAGGUCAGAAUUGCAGCAUACCAGCAACUAAUGCACUGCCCAACACAGGACAUCUUCAGAAUUGUGAAGACAACUUUAAGCAUCGAUAAGUCCAGUCAAGUUGGGUCGUUUAUUUGGAGUCACCUGUUUAAUAUCCAGAAGACAGAAGACCCCCUGAAGAAAGAUCUGAUGGAGUCACUGCCAGAUGACAUCAUUGGUAAAGACUUUGAAGCUGAGCCGUGGAAAUAUUCCUCACACAUGGACUACACGGUGGAUACAGGAGUGGCGGCUGCAAACAUUGAGGGAGCCGUAGUUUUCUCCCCUGAAUCUUUUCUUCCACGUUAUGCUAUGGCGAAUCUAACGGUUCACAUCCUGGGCAGAGCAUUUAAUCUUUUUGAGAUCAGUUUUCGAAUGGAAAACCUCGAGAUGAUUCUGAAGAACAUGUUUGAGGAACAUCCUCUAGCAUCAACUGAUAACUCCAGACCUAAAGACUCUAUGGCGUAUGAGCAGAUGGAAAUGAACAGUGAUGAGGAGCUGGUGGACAUCUCCAGAAAAGGCUGUCAAUCAUCAGUUUUAGAUUCCAUUAGGUCUAAGUUCACAGGGCAGAGGAAAAGAGACAAAGCAUUCAGAUGCUGGAUUAAUGUGAAGAUGUUUGGCAGUGAUGGUCAAGAGAUUAAAAUCAGUCAAAGGCCAAUAGUGAUGGCAGAGGAACUGGUUUUACCGUCCCUCUCCGGAUUACCCAUAAAGCUGAGCCUCAACAUGUCCACAGUCUUCACAAUGAGACUUAAAGGCACUGCAAACUACAAGAACUGGUCACAUUUCUCAACGGCUGGUUAUGUCAAACCAAAUGCAUUCGUUGCCAUCUCUGUGAGAGCGGGAGUGGAUGGAGCAUUUGGUCGUGUGGGGUCAGAGUGGGUCACUGAACUUAAAACCUCCACCAGCUUAGAUGGAGGUGUAUAUGUGCACCAUGGCCAGAGCGUAAAGGUGGCCCUCAACACUCCAGAAGAUGUCAUGGAUAUUUUGACCUUCAGGUAG